UGGUAAUAGUGGAUGUAUGUAACCGUCGCCAUUUUCCUUAAAAUUUAUCGAUAAGUAGAUGUUUAAUCCUCUUCGCAAAAUUGACUAUUCUUUAAAUUCUAUAAAAAUUCGUAAUAUUUUAGAGAAAAAUAUUAAGAUUUAAGUAAUAUUUAAUUAGUGAAUAUUAUGUUAUAAAAUGGAAAACGUAGUGGCUUUUAAUAAUGAGCUUACUGGCCUAUAUAGUGCCAGUCCACCAAUAUCAAAGGCAAAAAUGGCAGCGAUUACUCGUGGAGCUAUGAAGGCAAUUAAGUUUUAUAAGCAUGUCGUUCAAAGUGUAGAAAAAUUCAUAUUAAAGUGUAAGCCAGAAUAUAAAAUACCUGGUUUAUAUGUGAUCGAUUCUAUAGUUCGCCAAUCACGGCACCAAUACGGACCAGAAAAAGAUGUCUUUGCACCUAGAUUUGCACGAAAUGUCAAACAAACUUUUGCAAAUUUAUUUCGAUGUGCUCCAGAGGACAAGAGUAAAAUAAUACGCGUUUUAAAUUUAUGGCAGAAAAAUAACGUUUUUGCUCCAGAAGUAAUACAACCAUUAUUUGAUUUAGCUGAUCCAAAUCAUCCUAUAUACCAUCAAAUUCAGCAAAAUACCAGUGGCCAGGAUAUAAGUGGAACAAAUGGUUUGAAUACAUCCAUACAAGAAACUAGCACACCAAUUUUAAAUACACAAGAUGAGAGUCAUGGAAUUCCUGAGUUAAAUAUUGGACUACAUCCAACAACUAAUACAAAAAUUUUCGAUCAAUCUGCAUUAAGACAACUGGAACAUAACAAACAAAUUUUAAAGCAUAAACAAUGUACCACAACUAAUACUAAUAUAAAAAACGAAAGUAGUUCUGGAUUUACUUUGAAUUCAAGUGCAACUAAAAAUAAUAACGAAAAAAUAUUAAAUAAAAAUAUAGAUGGUAAUUUCACUGAUAGUUUUGGUUAUGAUAAUGGGAUUGGGGGUGUUGAUUAUAAUCUAAACAAUAGCUAUGCUGCUGCUAUUAAUUCUGCAAUCAUUAAUAAUCAGUCAGAGAAUUCACAAAGUAAAUUAACCAAAAAAGUGGUUGAAUAUGGUUAUGGUGAAGUCGAAGACGACAUAAAAAAACGUGGACAUUAUUUGCCAAACGUUUUAGAUAGCAAUAAUUUAUCGCAAUUAUUGAAAGAUCCCAAUGUGCUUCGGCAACUUCAAACAUUACAACAAUUUAAAAAACAACAAGAAGAACAACAAAAUAAAUUAAACGAGAUGAGAUUACAAGAAGAAGCUUUUGAAAAACAUUUACAAAAUGUUUUAAAGGCUCAAUCUUCAACUUUGAUAGGAUUAAGUGGAUCAAAUGCAACAGAUCAUAAUGAUGAUGAAGUUAAGUUUUUGGGUACCGAAACUGCAACUAAUAAAAUUGAGGUAAUCAAUUUGGAUGCCGGGGAUUCAAGAAGUCCAACUCCAACUGAUCAUGAUCGUUAUAAACGUCGAAGAAGUCGAAGCCGUAGUCGUUCAAGAGGUCGUUUAACAAGUGGUCGUAGUGGUCGUAGAUCGUCAAGAUCAAGGUCACCUCACAGUCAUUCAAGAAGUAUAUCACCGAAAUCAUCAAGACGUCGUUCGUCACGUGAUCGUGUAUCAACAAAAGAUAAAGAACGCGACAGAGAAUAUGAACGUGAAAGACGCAAAAAAGGAAUACCAGAACCGAAAACUGAACAUUUAAGUGUUUGUACAACAACUCUUUGGGUCGGACAUUUAUCUAAACUUGUACACCAAGAAGAAUUAUCUGAUACUUUUGGUAAAUUUGGUGACAUAGUUAGUAUUGAUAUGAUUUAUCCACGUGGAUGUGCAUUUAUUGUAAUGAAUCGACGUCAAGAUGCUCAUAAAGCAAUGACCAAUCUCAAAAAUCACAAACUUCAAGGUCGUGUUAUUACAAUAUCAUGGGCUGCUGGUAAAGGUGUCAAAAGUAAAGAAUGGAAAGAUUACUGGGAUUUAGAUUUGGGUGUUACUUUUAUACCAUGGAAUAAAUUAGGAAAAGAUACUGAUUUAGAUGCCCUAGAAGAAGGUGGAAUGUUUGAUGAAGAUACAAUGCCAGGUUGGAUGAAAGAUAAAAUUAAUCAAGCGAAAAAUAAUAAAGACAAAGUAUUAGCUGCAGUUGCAGUGCCAAAUAACACUGCAAUUUUUACCGGAGUGGCGGAUAGUCUACCAAAAAUUGAUACUUCUCAGCCUCCACCCACAUUAUUACAAGGUGGUCCCCCACCAUUAUUACCCCCUCCACCUGCUGUACCAAUGGUACCACCUUUCCAAAUGGGGCCACCUCCAAGAUUAAUUGGUCCUAUGGGUGUUCCGAUGCCUGGAAUACCUCCUGGUAUGCCACCAAAUAUGAUGCCUGGUAUGCCGCCAUUGAUGUUACCAGGUGCUAUGCUACCUCCACCAGGUUUUGGAACUCUUCCUCCAGCAUUAGAUAAAACAAGCGCUGGUAAUCCGUUACAAGCUCCGCCACCUGGCUUUUUAGGCAAUAUGCAUAUGUUAGGAUUACCCCCACAAUUUCCGCAGCAGAUAGAACAACCACCACCUGCAACAACACAGCAGCCUCCGUUGCAAUCACAACAACAGCAACAAUCACAAACAAUUCAAACUAAUGAACAAACUACGCCUGCCGAUGAUCAGAUGGACAUUGAAAUGGAAGAUGAUCUCCCUAACAACACUCCUAGCAGUGUUACAAAGUCAAAUGAAACAACGAAUCCUAUGCCUGACUUUAAUAAGCCCCCGCCAUUAUUUUCAGAUCUAUCUGAUUUACCAACUGCUCCACCAGGGGAAGAUCCUGAUGAAGUUAGUCUUGAAGAAAACCGCAAUGAUGAAGAAUUUGAGAGGAGACAUAUGGAAAAUAUUUUUGAUAAAAGAAGGAACGAAUAUACUGGUGGAAUUCGUGGUGAACGCUCUCGUUGGGAACGCGGCGGUAAUAAUGGGGGUCGUAUUGAAAGCCGUAGAGGUCGUGGGGAUCAGGGUUCUGCUUCAGAAUGGUCAGAAAAUGGAGUGCCAUUUGGAGAAGGUUUUCAACCUGAUAAUCUUGAUAAAAAGCAACAAAAUCCUUUCUUUGAUCGGCGUAGUGGCAAUGAUUUUGAUCGUAGGAAUGAUGUUGGUUUCUUCCCUAAUAAUAACAUGCCUGCAAAUAGAUUUGGUGGAAGAGGUGCCAUGCAAAUGAGAGGCGGACCGCAAUUUGGUCAACAAAGAUUAGGAAAUAUGUUUAAUCAACGACAUAAUUCAAGAGGACAAGCUCCGCCAGCUCAAGAUGGACUAUUUUCAAAUUAUAUAGAACGAACAUUUGAACGCGAAGAGCGUGGUGGUAAUCGUGGCGUUAACAAUAGAGGCAAUCGCCGAGGUGGCGGUUUUGACGGUCCUCAUAGAGGUGGCGGUUUUGGUCAACAAAGAGGAAAUUGGCGAGAAGAAGAUAAUGGUAAUAAUGGUAGCCGUAAUAGGGAUGUUGGCAGUCGCUUAUUUGAAAGAAGAAAUGACAGAGACCGUGAUAGAGAUAGAGAUCGCGAUCGAGAAAGAGAUCGUGAUCGCGAUCGUGAUCGUAAUCGAGAUCGUGAUAGAGAACGUGACUGGGAUAACCGAGAUCGUCGUGGGGGUGGUGACACUCGUAGUUCUCGUAAUUCUCGAGAUCAAAGAAACCGUGACAGAAGCUCCGAUAAUGAUCGAAGUGACAGUAAUUUUAACAGUCGCAGGAAUAGUGGAAAUAAAGAUAAUGAAAAUAUGGAAAAUAAUCCAAAUGAAAAAGUGGAUAAAACCCUUCAAGACACUGAAGAAGAUUGGGAUAAUGAAUUACAAGAUUUCGAUGAAAAUCAAAGAAAAUCUAUUAUGAAUGAUAAUGAUAAUCUAAGACCCCCAGGAGAAGAAGACAUUACAAAUGACAAAGAUGAUGAAAAGGAUAAUGAAUUUGCUACACCAGCUACAAGACUAAGAAAGUCUUCAUUCAAUCAACAGUCCGGUAAUGCUGCUACAAAAAUUGAUAACAAUAAUAGUAAUGAAAUAUUUGAUAAUACACCAUUAUAUGAUGAACCGCUUGACGGAGGAGCAAAUAAUUGUACAGAAAAUAGAAAUAAUAACAAUAAUAAUAUUGAUAAUUAUGAUAACAGUAAUAAUAAUUAUAACAACAAUAACAAUAAUGAUAAUUAUAAUAAAAAUAAUAACGAUAAUAGUAAUAAUAAUGAUAAUGAUAAUGUUGGUGAUAAUAGUCAAUAUGAUAAUAAUGACCAUCGUAGCAUUUAUAAUGAAAAUCAAAUAUCAGAAAAUAAUGGUACUCAUUCUGAACAAUGUCCAGUACAAAAUCAAUAUAACGAUGAUGAAUCACAAAAUCAAUAUAUAGAAAAAGAAGAGCAGCCAUCACAUGAUAAUGUAAAAGGAAUAGAUGAAGAACAACAAAGUCAGGAAAAAAAUGAAAAUAUUGAAUCAACAGGAGAAGCACCAGUAGAAAAUAAUGAAGAAAAUUCUUAAAAACUAAACAAACAUUCUAUUAAGUGUUAAAUAUUAUAAAAAAAAAAAAAAUUUUACUCUUUUGAAAAAGAAAUUUAAAAAAAUAAAUUUCUUCACCUAUUAUGUAAUUUAUUGUUUUUUUUUUUUAUUUUAUUAUUUUUAAUGGCAAAAUCAUUUUUAAACUUACUUAUAUAAUAUGUUUAAUAAAAAGAAAAAGAAUCCUUAUUAAAUUUAAAAGGGUUAAUUGUAUAUUAAUAAUUCAGAAUUUUGAAGAAAAAAUUUAUUAAAAAUUUAUAUUGAUCCACUGAAUUUUAAUGAAAAAUUGCAUGUUGAAAAUUAAAUGUUAUUUAUUAAACAAUCAUGACAUACACAAUAUGUACAUAUGUACAUAAUGAUUACCAAAAAUCAUCAUAUUGCUGUAUUUAUAAGUUAUAACAUUUAUUUUUCUUAUGUAAAUGUAAUUUUAAUACAAAAAAAAAAAAAAAUUAAAAAGAAAAUAUAAACUCAUAUCAUAAGAAUAUUUAAAAAACAAAAAAAAAAUUUCUUUUUUUAAGUUAAUAUGCUAAAAGUAUGUUUAUUUUUUCUUAAUUGUAAUAACACUACAAAAAUUGUAUAUAAAAACAUAGAACAAAAAUAAAAUUUCAUAUUCGCGACAACAAAAAAUUUUAUUUACUUUAAAAAAAACAAAUGAAAUUAAAUAGAAGUAGAUAAAUUAAAAUUUUCAAUAUACAAUAUGUAUAUAUAUAUGUGUGCACACAUGUAUACAUAUGUAUAGAAUAUAAUUUAACAAAGCUAAAAACCUUAAAAAAAAACAAAAAAGAGGAACACUAUUUAAUGGACGUAAUCCUGUAAAGUAGACUUUAGAAAUAAUUAAUACAGAUUUUCAUAAAAAAGUUAAGAAUAAAAAAAAAAGAAAAUAUUGGAAAAAUGGUGUAAAAGAUAGAUUUUACAGUAUAUUUUUAUUUAAGUAAUUAUUUUUUUUUUCUUUUUGUUUAAAAAAGCAAUAAAAAUUCUGUUAAAACUAUCAA
Molecule: messenger RNA, 5490 nt
Organism: Condylostylus longicornis
Lineage: Eukaryota; Metazoa; Arthropoda; Insecta; Diptera; Dolichopodidae
Gene: Isha
Exons: 9
Coding region: 176-4483 (1435 amino acids)
Cellular component (GO): nucleus
Molecular function (GO): RNA binding
Source: RefSeq, a predicted model, not a curated record